CGGAAAAGUGUCAUCGCGAAUAAAUGUGGGUUUGAUAAUAAAGAAUUGCGUUGGUGAACAAUAAUAAUACAAAUCCUAAAUGUAUCAGGCGGACUACUUGUAAAUACUGAUAUUGCGAAUAUUAGUGAUCCAAGCAGCAGGACGCUUUAGGAAGUACGACUAAAAUCAUGGCUUCAAUAUCGGAUGAUGGGAUGGUGCUGAGUGGCUACCACAAAAAGUUGAAGACCAUGAAGAAGAAGUUCUUUGUUUUGUACGAGGAAACCGGCAGUUCCUCGGCCCGUUUGGAGUACUACGAUACCGAAAAGAAGUUCCUGCAGAGGGCGGAGCCAAAGAGAGUUAUUUAUCUGAAGAAUUGCUUCAAUAUCAACCGGCGUUUGGAUACGAAGCACAGAUUUGUCAUUGUCCUAUCCUCCAGAGAUGGUGGAUUCGGGAUCGUCCUGGAGAGCGAAAAUGAUUUACGCAAGUGGCUGGAUAAACUACUAUUUCUGCAAAGGAAUAUAGCCAAUACCAAUGGAACCAUACAUUCAGCUUAUGACCAAGUUUGGCAAGUUGUUAUCCAAAAGAAGGGAAUUUCGGAGAAAGUGGGAAUCACUGGACCGUAUCACUGCUGCCUUACUUCAAAAUCCCUGACAUUCGUGUGCAUUGGACCGGAAAAGACUGCCAAUGGCGAUGAUCGAGUUUCCAGCAUUGAAAUUCUUUUGACAACGAUUAGGCGAUGUGGCCAUGCAUCGCCUCAGUGUAUUUUCUACAUGGAACUCGGCCGCCAAAGUGUCUUGGGAUCCGGAGAGUUGUGGAUGGAAACGGAUAAUGCAGCUAUUGCUACAAAUAUGCACAAUACGAUAUUAAGCGCUAUGUCAGCUAAAACAGAGUCAAACACGAAUUUAUCAAAUGUUUAUCAAGCCAGACCUGAUAUUAGCCACGAACCCAUGAGAAAGCGAUCAUCGUCUGCAAACGAAGCUUCAAAACCGAUUAACGUUAUACAAAACGUUCGCCAAAACUCUCUUGAAAUGCGGAAUUGCAGUUCACCGCAUAAUUAUACCUUUGGAAGAGAGAGGUGCGAUAGCUUACCAACCAGAAAUGGAACCCUAAGCGAGGGCAGUAAUCAAACAUACUUUAUAUCCAAUCAUGGGCUAAGAGCUAACACUAUAUCUGGUAUCCGUCCGCACCCAUCCAACAAGCACAGUAAUAGUCCAACAUUCACCAUGCCAUUAAGAUGCUCAGAGUCCGAAGAGUCGUCAAUUAGUAUCGAUGAAUCCGAUGAUAAUGGCAGUUUUAGCCACUAUCGAUUGAACACCCGGUCAUCGAAAACUGCUAUUCCUGAAGAAAACAUUGAUGAUUUUGCAAGUGCUGAAUUUAGCAAGGUCACCGAACAAAGUGAAAGUGACGAAAACUACAUACCGAUGACCCCAAUAAAUCCUCCCAUAUUUGGUGAUGUUAUCCAUGAAAAAGAGAAGCUUGAGAUGCAAUCCUCAGAGGACGGAAACCUGCAUUUCGACUUUCCGGAGCACACAUCCGAGAAGCUGGCCAAGGAUUUUGAUCUUGAUUCGGAUAAUCAAUGUGGACGUCCUAUUCGGGCUUACUCGAUAGGAAACAAAGUCGAGCAUUUAAAGCUAAAUAAGCGCCUUGGAUAUUUAAAUGACACCGGACAGAAUCCCAAUCGCGUACGAGCCUACUCGGUUGGUUCCAAGUCAAAGAUACCGCGGUGCGACUUGCAACGCGUUGUCCUCGUCGAGGAUAAUAAACAUGAGUUCGGAACGAAUAGAAGUCACAGUAGCAUUACAAAGGACGGUCCCAGCUAUGGUGCGGGUGCCAACAGGGAAAAGAAGUCCACAAGUGCUCCACUCCUGAGUCUGAAGAACCAGAUAAACCCCGACCGAAUGAGUGACUUAAUGGAAAUUGAUUUUUCGCAAGCAACCAAUUUGGAGAAACAGAAGUUAAUCAAGAACAAUGAAGUUCCCAAAUAUAUUGAAAACGAGUUUAGCACUUCAACCUUGCACGCUACAAGUCAGAAAGACAUUUUCAACGGAACCAAAAAUACUACCACUACCACGAGCAGCGCCACAGAGGAUGGCUACCUAGAGAUGAAACCAGUGGGUAAUUCAUAUACUCCCAGUACAAUUUGCCUUCCGAGUAAAAUAGAGAAGCUCAAGCUAUCGGACUACAAUGUAAUACCGAAGGAUGCUAACAAAAUCAGCACAUAUAAUAUUGUCACUGACAAGUGGAGAGAGCCAUCGAAAAGCGAAGAAAAGAAGUCGAACUCCGCGUUAAAUGAAAAACCUAUUAGUCUAGAACCGACAAUUGUAGAAAGUAAUAGCCCUGAUGUAUAUUCACAAAACAACAUUGACCAUCAAACAUUGCCCGUGCAAAGCGAUAAGCUAAUUAACGAAGAAAAAAUAAUUGAGAACAACAAUUUGGAUAUGGGCAGUCACGAGGAAAAGAAAUUGGUUCAUUCAAUAAGUAGUGAGGAUUAUACGCAAAUCAAGGACAAAUCGAAUGAUUUUACAACAUCCGAAGUGGGCUACAAAAUUCUUCAAAUAAAAAGUGACAGUUCACUUAUCUCAUCGAAGCUUUACCAAAAAGGUAUCGCCAAAGAUAAUUCAGAACGAUGGCACAGACUUACGGAUAGUAAAAUCGCCGAUAAUACGGACUUCAAAUUAAAUAUAGUUGCGAAACCAACUGAUUCGAAAAGCCCCGAUUCAAGCAAACAACCGAACAUUCUUCAGAUCAAAGAUUUUAAUUUCCCCUCAAGGUCUUCUUCUCGCAUAUCCCAGACGGAGCUUCACUACGCAACCCUAGAUCUUCCCCACUGUAGCGGCCAAAACCCAGCAUUAUACCUGAAGAGAGGGUCGCGCGAAUCACCGCCAGUGUCCGCAUGCCCGGAAGUCGGAAACUCUUAUGCGAAAAUUGACUUUGAUCAAUCAGAUUCAUCUUCCUCCUCAUCAAACAUAUUUAAUACGUAAAGUUUUAAAAUUUAAAACAAUAUGUAUAUGAUUUGAUUAAUAUUGUACAUUUAUUGUAAAUAUUCUCUGACAAGCAAAGCUUACAAUUUUGGAUGCUAAUAAAUAAAUUUUAUUUAAAUUAUAA
Messenger RNA from Drosophila takahashii, 3084 nucleotides. RefSeq names its product insulin receptor substrate 1 chico (gene chico). Gene Ontology annotation, cellular component: plasma membrane; cytosol. Gene Ontology annotation, molecular function: phosphatidylinositol 3-kinase binding; insulin receptor binding. Gene Ontology annotation, biological process: insulin receptor signaling pathway. The record is from RefSeq and is a predicted model, not a curated record. Lineage: Eukaryota; Metazoa; Arthropoda; Insecta; Diptera; Drosophilidae.